ACUAAACUAAAGGCAAACAAAAAGUUUUUAUGUUUCAUCUUUACUUACAGAUAAUAUCCAAGAUGUCGGCUGCAUUUAAUUGGAUGAUUGUUAGAAAUAACUCCAGUUUUUUGAUGAAACGUGGAGCUCAUCAAUUCAGCCGGGAAGCCACUAACAUGAAAGGAGUGAACUCAUUCCGAUUUAAUGGAUUAAUCCGAGAUAGAAGUGUUGCCAUUCAACCCGCAAAGACCGGAAAAGGUGUUGUAGUAUCCACAAAACAUUAUAAAGGUCAGAGACGUCCCAACAAGAGAAAGUUCAAAACAACAAUCAACAAAGAUGGUCGUCAUACAUUAAAAGCUGUUGGUAAUAUUCUUAGAAGUGGCAGAUUUGAAGGCAAUACUCACAUGGCCUCACUACGAAAGGCAUCUGCUAUUUUGAGAAGUCAAAAGCCUGUGGUUGUUAGACAGAGAACCAGAGCAAAGAAAAACUAGAACUUUAAAUAAAAUGAAAAUUACUGAAAAUACA
Patella vulgata (common limpet) is the source of this 504-nucleotide messenger RNA. RefSeq names its product 60S ribosomal protein L28. Gene Ontology annotation, cellular component: ribosome; cytosolic large ribosomal subunit. Gene Ontology annotation, molecular function: structural constituent of ribosome. Gene Ontology annotation, biological process: translation. The coding region runs from base 30 to 470 and encodes 146 amino acids. Lineage: Eukaryota; Metazoa; Mollusca; Gastropoda; Patellidae. The record is from RefSeq and is a predicted model, not a curated record. The transcript has 4 exons.